Molecule: messenger RNA, 12247 nt
Organism: Diabrotica virgifera virgifera (western corn rootworm)
Lineage: Eukaryota; Metazoa; Arthropoda; Insecta; Coleoptera; Chrysomelidae
Gene: TfAP-2
Product: transcription factor AP-2-epsilon
Exons: 5
Coding region: 199-1668 (489 amino acids)
Biological process (GO): regulation of transcription by RNA polymerase II; regulation of cell population proliferation; anatomical structure development
Cellular component (GO): nucleus
Molecular function (GO): RNA polymerase II transcription regulatory region sequence-specific DNA binding; DNA-binding transcription factor activity, RNA polymerase II-specific
Source: RefSeq, a predicted model, not a curated record
ACCGUCGGUACUACCUUGACCGUGGACGAAAGUAUGGGUCGUCCGGUCCUGGUACCGCUGCGGGUACCCUUCGUCCCCCUCUAGUGACCACUAGCUCGCGGGCACCAGAAGACGUCAGUUUGCCUCGAGCUUUCUUACAAUCAAAUCGUUCGUUCUUCUUCUCUUUUCACUAAUACGAAAAAUGUGCCUCCUCUGAAUAUGGACAGUCAUCCAGACUCCCCCGAUUCCCUGGCUAGUGACCAGUUGACGGUUGAUUUGUUAAAUUCCCGUAGGAAGAGAAACAGGAUCAUUGUUAACGACGUUGGACGACGGUCGCCUGAUUUAAAUGUGAAAAACAAUAACAACGAUGUUGAUUUUGUGCUUAUGGAGGAGCAUGCUGACCACCACGAGAAUGGAGAUGAUGAGGACCGCCUUACAGCGACAGGUCAUGGUUCCCUGACACUCAGCGGCGGCUCGCCUGGUGGCGGUUACUCCGCGGGAGGUUCAGCCGCCCACCACCGAGCCGCCUCUGGUCUUCAUCACUCAGCGGCAGCAGCCAUGCAACAUCAACUGCCACAACCCGAUUUCCAACCCCCGUACUUCCCGCCGCCCUUUCACCACGCACCCAGUCCGCCACCUCAACAGCAUUUGGAGUACCUCACUGAUCCGUACGGAGGCCUUUCUGGGCUGCACCAUUACAAUCAACUGGGGUUGAGGCCGAGGGAUGGAGAUGGCAGCCAUACACAUGUUAGUCAGUUAGGUCAUGGUACGAGUUUUCCCUACAGUACUGGUCCAGGUGGAGGGAGACCUGAUUAUACUACUGCCUCUCAGCGACACGACGAUCCUCUCUCCCUUCAUCAAGCCUUAGGGCAAGCCGUAGAAGAGGCCCAAGGAGGCUUAGAUGAUAAUACGGGUUUCAUCACAGACUUACCGUUACUUAAAAAACAUUUCUUGUUUGUUCCAGAUAUCAAAGGAAAGGAUCACGCAGGUGGAUCCAUGGUAUCAUCCAACGACGUUUUCUGUUCCGUACCUGGUAGAUUAUCACUCUUAUCAUCAACGUCAAAGUACAAAGUGACAGUGGGAGAAGUGCAACGACGGCUCUCUCCUCCAGAAUGUCUCAACGCGUCGCUUUUGGGAGGUGUCCUCAGAAGGGCGAAGAGCAAAAAUGGAGGACGAAUACUCAGGGAAAAGCUGGAAAAAAUUGGGUUAAAUUUACCGGCUGGGAGGCGAAAAGCCGCGAAUGUUACUCUACUGACUUCUCUGGUGGAGGGAGAAGCUGUGCAUUUAGCUAGAGACUUUGGAUACGUCUGUGAGACUGAAUUUCCUGCUAGACAGGUAGCAGAAUACUUUCUACGCCAAAACGGAGAAACUCUACGACGAAAAGAACUUCUCCAAGCCACCAAACAAAUAACAAAAGAACUAAUGGAUCUCCUCAACCAAGACCGUUCUCCCCUAUGCAACACGAGGCCUCAGAUCAUCCUCGAUCCCUCCAUUCAAAGGCACUUAACCCACUUCUCCCUCAUUAGCCACGGAUUCGGAGGUCCCGCCAUAGUAGCUGCGCUCACAGCCAUACAAAACUUCUUGAACGAGUCCCUCAAGCACUUGGACAAGGUUUUUCCCAACCAGAACACGCAGCCAAUGCUAGUAACUUCCUCUUUAGAUAAAGGGAAACUCGAGGACAAGAAGUGACGACUUAAGAAUCUCUUAUAUGUUGUGAUCUAAUCGUUGGACGAUUUUUCUCGUAAAAGUGUUGGUUCUGUGACGGCAAAAUGUGGCUUUUUGAAAACGGUAAAUUUUUGUAGCAGGUAGAAAUGUGCAAUAUAUUUUUUUAUAAUAUGAAAGGGUAUAAUAUAUCCUAUUUAAGGUUCUAAAGUGAAAACUAAAAUAGGUAGUUCAUUCAUUCAAAGGUUUCAUAUUAUGUAACAACAUUUAGUUAACAUCUUUAUUUAAAAAAAUGAAAUUUGUCGGAUUGGUACUCAUCUGAGGAGCUGCAGCCGUGUGGAUAUAAUAAGACCAUGAGGCUGUCUUUACAUAGUUACAAUGUAACUACUCAGUAUACAUUCCAACACAAAAAGUAAAUCGGUUAUUUUCACAAAAGCGCUCGAUUGUGCUUGGUGCGAAGACACUCUACGAACACCCUAUACAAAAGAGGUGAAAAUUUUAUUAUUACGCAUAUUUCAAUUGCUAACACUUAACACAUAAAUUCAACCCAAUAAACCCGCUAGUUGGAAAAUUAAGAAAAUUGAAUACAUGUAAGUUAUUAUUUAUGUCUUCUAUUAGUUUGUAUUAACAUGUUAAUUUCCCCAAAAAAGACAAAAUGCAUGGUUAUAACAGCAAAUCUAAUAAUGUGUAAAUUAGAGCUGUAAACCGGAAACAGAACUGAAAGAUCAAGUGAACAGAGCAAACAGAGCCGCAAGUUGCCUGAAUGACACAAUAUGGAGAAAUAAAAUAUCGGAAAAGAAAUGAAAGGCAGAAUUUACAAAACAGUCAUCAAACCAAUAAUUACAAAUGCUGCAGAAAUACGACCUAACACAGAGAGGCCAAAAAGAUUGUAAGAAACAGCGGAGAUAAAAACUCUUCGAAAAAUCAAUGGUAAGACAGUAUGGGACAGAGCUAGAAGUACAGAUAUACGACGGAGAUGCAAGGUGGAUAACAUUAAUAACUGGGUAAGAAACAGAAGAAUAGAAUGGAAUGACCACAUAAGCCGAAUGACAACAAAUAGAGUAGUAAGGACGGCGAGAGACGGAUCCCCAAUAGAAAGACGAUCAGUGGGAAGACCACGAAAACGAUGGAACGACAACUUAAUGAAGGCACAUUGAAAAAAAAACAAGAGUCAUGUUUAUACAAAAAGAAGAAGACGAAGAAGUAGUUUGAGUUUAUCUUUUUUGUCUUUUGGUUGGUAUUUCCUAGUUUGACUAGUUCUCAAUCAUUGUUGAUCAAAAUAGUACAAAACUAUUUAAUUGCCGGUGUACCAACCUGGUGGCUUGCGCUCGUCAUAUCAUGAAAAUUCCUAUUUUCGAGGGUAAACGAAGCCAUAAGGUGCAUAUCAUUUAUACAGUCUAAAUAAGACACGAUUUUGCGGACGAUGUAGUGCUAAUGGCAAGAACGGAAAGGGAACUGCUGAGGAUUUUCAAACUCUUUGAAGUAAAGGCUAAGCAGUAUGAACUGAGAAUUAAUGAUAAAAAAACAAAGUAUAUGGAAAUGGGACAGACCUCAUAUGAAAAUACACAACUGAAAACUACCACAAACAACGAGAAUAAAGAGUAUUGCUUCAAAAAGCUGACGGAGUUUGAGUAUCUAGGAGUAACGCUAACAACUAAAGGGGAAGAAAGCCCAGAAAUUGAGAAAAGAAUUUCGAGAGGAAGAAAGACAGUCGGAGCCCUAUACAAACUACUAAGAUCCAAAAACAUCUCCAGAGAGGCAAAAUUAAAGACUCUACCGAACAGUGAUCCAGCCCACAGUUCUUUACGGGAGCGAAACAUGGGUCAUGAACAAAAAUCAAGAAAAUAUUCUAAACAUCUGGGAGCGGAGUGUUCUAAGGAAGAUAUUCGGGGGAGUAAAAAACGAUGAAGACGUUUGGAGGAGACGAACAAAUGCAGAGAUCAGAGAGCUGUACCGGAAACAAGAAAUAAGCCAGAUGUUCAGAACAAAGAGACUAAGUUGGUUAGGUCAUCUUGCGAGAAUGGCUGACGGAAGGCGCGCAAAGGACUCGCUGCUGAGAGGGGAAGGAAAGAGAAGAGGACGACCCAGGAAAAAGUGGCUAGAAGCAUGUAGGGAAGACCUGGAAACAAUCGGGAUAUCAAAUUGGAGGAUUGCGGCCAUGUACAGGAGAAAAUGGAGAAAAACCGUGGAGAAAUUCCAAGCCAUGGGCCUUUAAGGCCUGUUGAGCUACAUAUAUUAUAUAUCUAUAUAAAUAAGACACGAUUAGAUUGAUCCUUAUAUAUACAACUGUAACAAAACUUAUCAAAAACUAAACAUAUCUUGGAAAGGGUUGGUAUAAGAAUUUCAUGACAAAUAUCAGAAAAAGUUCUACCGAUAUCUAAAAAAGUGAGAAAAACUAAAUCCAUAACAUAAAACGGCUUAAGAUAAGAUAUGAAACAUAAACAUAAGGGGAUAACAAAACGAAAAAUUAGUGAAAUGGCAUCAGUAUUAUAGAACAGAACACAAAGGAAACGUCGACAGAUAGAGAUAUGAUAAAUAUGAGAAUUUAUAUACAAUAUAAAGGCUAGUGGCAAAAAAAGAAGACCCAAAAUUAGUAUUACACUAGAACGUUAAAGCACAUUUUAAUGUAUCAAACAAUGACAGUAUAGUAGUACUAGCUAUCUAAGAGACUCAUUCAUAAUAUCAGCAGGGUGCCAGUGUUCGAGGUAUGGAAUUCCAUAAACAAGGGUGUUUUAUAAUAAUUUAUAUUUGUUGUUAUAUUUAAACAAUAAUUAUAGACACUUAUUUUAUAUACUUUAUUUCAUUGCCAUCUUGACAUUAACCUCAGUGACACAUGACAUGAGACAAUGACAACUUAGACAUAGACAAUAUUAUAGUGACACAUGCUCCAUGCAAGGAGAUACAUAUUACACAAAGGGAUCUACCUGUUUUAUGAAAAAAUGAUCCCUUGUUUAUGUAAUUUUCCACCUAGAAUAAUAGCACCCCGUUGACUGGGUCAACGAGACUGUAAAGUAGAUAUGAUAAUAUAAAUUACCUAUACCAGCCUAGCAACAUAACAUUGACUCAGACUCUACAUAGCCAACUCAUAGUGAAAAAUACUACAGUAAACGGCAUAAUGAAUUGAGAAAGACAAAAAGGAAUAUAGGUAGAUAGGUAUACAAUGAAAUUUGGGUGAAGUGUGGGUCUACCGGAGAAUGUUGCGCAUACCAUGGACCGCACAUCGCACAAAUAAUUCAAUAAUAGCCGAACUUAACAUAAAAACUAGACUCAGCACAACUAUCAACCAAAAUAUACUGAGAUAUUUUGGACAUAUAACUAGAAGAAGAGAAGGCAUGGAACGAAUGAUAGUUGAAGGCAACGUAGAAGGCAGAAGAUCCAGAGGAAGAUCUCCAUUACGAUGGUCGGACCAAAUAAAGGACAUGACUGGUUACUCAUUCUCUGAAGCAAAGCAACACGCACACAAGAGAGAGAAAUGGACAGAAAUAGUCAAACGACUUACAUAACGCCACUACAUUCUUACGAAGGAGAACAGAUAGAGGAGGAGGAGGUAUACAAAAUGUAAACUUCUACUUGCUAUGGUAGAAUUUCAAAUACCGCUUCAUCUUGUUCAAUUAACUGAACUUAAACUCACAGGAGCAGAGAGCAUGGUAGAAAUCCAAAACGAUUUCUCAAGACCCUUCCAUUGCAAAAAUGGACUACGAUAGGGUGAUGGACUAUCGUGUCUCUUAUUUAACCUGGCAUUAGAAAAAAUAAUUCGAGAGUCCCUGAUUAAUAUGAAUGGUACUAUCUUUAACAAAUCAGUACAAAUUGUGGGAAACGCAGAUACAUCAUAGGUAGGUCCACAGAAUCUCUGACUAAAUUAUUUCGGUCGUUAAGAGCAUCUGCAAAGAGAAUGGGACUAAAUAUAAAUGUUCAAAAGACCAAAUACAUGUGUUGCACUAGGUCAAGCAACCAGACACCUACAAGAAUAAUAAUUGACGGCCUAGAACUGAAAAGUGUCGACACCUUCAUAUACUCAGGCUCGAUGCUAACUAAAGACAACAAUUUCAGUGAAGAAAUUAAAAGAAGAAUACUCGCCAAUAAGUGUUACUAUGGCUUAAGAAGACAGAUGGCCUCAAAAAUACCUAGAAAAAUGAAAUUGACUGUCUACAAAACACUAAUAAGACCAGUGCUAACAUAUGGUCCAGAAACUUUGUCACUUACACAGAAUGACCAAGAACUGCUCAAACGUUUUGAGCAAAAAAUCCUAAAAAGAAUAUAUGGAGGGAUAAAAGAACAAGGUUUGUGGCGCAGGCGUUACAACUUUGAGUUGUAUAGAAACUUUGGAGAACCUGACGUUGUAAAAUUCAUUAAGGUAGCACGCCUUAUAGACCAAGACGCAGCGCUGAAAAAUCUCUUUGAAUUUACUAAAGCUAGAUUCUUCACAGAUGAUUACUGUGAGUGUGUAGAGAAACAUACUGCGGUCGGUCAAAAACCAUUUACUAAGGCUGAAAAUCAGUACACACAUUCUAAAUUAAAUAUAAAUAAAAAUUAUUAUAGUCGGUCAGCUGUAUGACGGGACAGAGCCGGUCGGUCGGUCCCAAUAGUCGAUUGAGGAGAUGAAGCAUUUUGGAUCGCAAUUUUUUCUUUACAGCAUGGAUUUACUUGAAAUUUUCACAGAAGGUAGGGAAUAGUCCAAGGAUCAUUUUCUAUAUCAUGCCGCUAUCACACACUAAAACCUUGGGGGUGGUUGCCACCCUAUCUCGGGGGUGGAAAUUUUUUAUUACAUUUUAACCAUGUAAUUUCAUGGAAAAACUAAUUCUAAGAAAAAAUGUUUUUUACAUUUUCUUCGUAAAACUAAUAUUUUUCGAGUUAUUCGCGCUUGAAAAUAACAGUUUUUCGACGAAAAAAUCGACUUUUUUAGAGGGAUAAAAAGUUUCUUCAAAAAUGAUUUUGUAGGAUUUUUAAAGAGCUGUAAGACUGUGUAAAUUAAAUUCCGUAAGAUCCCUUGGUUUUUAAUUGGGGCGGGUUUAAAGGGCUCGAAUAAGGGGGUGUUUGCUGGUAAAUAGAGGUUUUAAACAGCUAUAUAUGGCUAACUGUUUACUGUAAUGAAAAUCUAUGCACAGGGUAAUUUUAGUCAAUAAAAAAGCUACAAUUUAGUAGUUUAUAAUUUUUUUCGUAUAUUCAGUAUUUUCGGAGAUAUUUUGAAGUAAAAGAUGAAAAAUACCAAAUUGCAAAAAAUCUAUUUUUCUUUAAACUCCAAUUUUUCCAAAAUUAGGCAUUUUAAAUAGGUCAAACUCCUUGAGUGUAUUGAUAAUAUAAAUAUAAAAAAAAAUCAAUGGAGAAAUUCCAAUAGUUGGCUGUAUACCAUAGUUUAAAAAAAACUCAUACAGAAGUAAAAACUUCAAGUUGUAUACUGGUAUAAGAACUGGUAUACUGGUAUAUAAAAGGAAGGUGAAGACCAAUUUUGAAUUAGAAAGGUAGUUAGGGUUUUUUUUACUGAUUUUUUCGUAGAGAAAAGCAGGUACCGACAUUUCGCUUAAUUUUCAUGCUUGAAACUUUUUAUCAUUUAUUUUUUGAAAGGUCUAAUUGUAUACUUGAAAAAAUAUUAUUUAAGUUUUCCACGAAAAAUGCAAAUUUUUCCCAUUAUUUGGCUUUGAAUAUUUCAAAUUUUGCAUUUGACGAAAAAAGCUAACCUUUAUCAUGCCGUAUCUCGGUUUGUAUUGGUCCUAAAGAUAUUAUUGGAAAAGAAUUUGGUUUGUGUUACUAAUGCCUGGUUGCACCAACAGAUCUUAAGUUCCAGAUUAGCUAAGCUCUACUUAUAAAUAGGGCCUCCUUGAGUAUCACUUACGUUGCAUCAUAAUUUUAGAUUCUUACCUUAUUAUCAAUUAUAUCUAUUAUUAUAUUAUGGUAUUCUUAUUGUAAUAUAUUAUAAUUUUAUUAUGAUAUUCUUAUGAUAUUCUCGACUUAAGCUUAAGAUCUGUUGUUGCAACCGGGCAUUAAAGAUACAAUUUUGAUAUCUACAGUUUUUUUUAUUAAAUGCAUAUUUUUCGAGGUAUUCUCAAAAAACCCCCUAAAAAAGUCGAUUUUUUUCGUCGAAAAACGUGGUUAUUUUCAAGCUCGAAUAACUCGAAAAAUAUUAGUUUUACGAAGAAAAUGUAAAAAACAUUUUUUCUUAGAGCCACUUUUUCCAUCGAAUUUCAUGGUUAAAAUGUAAUAAAAAAUUCCCACCCCAAGGUUUUAGCGUAUGAUAGCGGCAUGAUAUAGAAAAUGAUCCUUGGACUAUUCCCUACCUUCUGUGAAAAUUUCAAGUAAAUCCAUGCUGGACGAAAAAAUUGCGAGCCAAAAUGCUUCAUUUCCUCAAUCGACUAUUGGGGCCGACCGACCGGCUCUGUCCUGUCAUACAGCUGACCGACUAUAAUAACUUUUAUUUAUAUUUAAUUUAGAAUUUGUGUACUGAUUUUCAGCCUUAGUAAAUGAAAUAGAUUUAAUACCUUCGUAGGAAAGCAACUUUGAUACCCUCUCAGUAACCUCUGUUUUACGUUUCGCUUGACCGACCGCAGUAUGUUUCUCUACACACUCACAGUAAUCAACUGUGAAAAAUCUAGCUUUGGUAAAUUCAAAGAGAUUUUUCAGCGCUGCCUCUCCGUCUAUUAGAUGGAUAGGACAUGUAAUCAGACAAGAGGAAAAUGCCAUAGUCAAAAAGUUUUUGACCGAAGAGGGCCGAUAGGACAACGAACAAGAGGAAGACCGAGACUUGGGUACCAAGACAACUUAGAGAAUGAUUUAAAAUCUAUUGGAAUUAGAGCAUGGAGAAGAGUUGCCAGUGACAGAAGCGAAUGGAGGAUUGUUCUAAAGAAGGGUUUGGCUCAUAAAGAGCUAUAACGCCACUGGUGAUGAUGAUACAAAAUGUAAUGUAUGAAACUUUUGAAAGAUAAACUUUAAAAAUAAAAAAUUGGUUUUAAUAACUUAAUGGCCGUAAAAAAUGGUUAUUUUACUAUGUUGUAGAGUAAUUUCCUAAUAUAAGAAUUGUAACUUUUGUGAAAUGCGGUGCCAUUUUUUAUAUAUAUUUAGCUCAAUGUAGAGUAUUAGACAACUAGUUUAUUUAAGACGUUCAGUGCCCAUGACGCACGAAUGUUAUCACGGCAGUUUCAUCGAGGGUACCGACGACGCACGAGUGUCGUCAGUAGUACUGUGUUACUAAAUGAACGAUUUAAAUACGUGGUACCAGCCAAGUGGCACUUGUUCAAGAUGGGCACCGAACGCAUUAAACGUAUUAAAGUGCCAAAUUAGUUCAAUUGAUUUUUAUAUAGGUCUUCCGGACAAACCUAGCCAAGCUACAACUUAUGUAUACUCGUUAAAGAUACCUGCUACAAAUAUUUCAGGGAAAAUACUCAUUUUAAAUAAUAAACAUUUAAAAGUUGUAUUCGGCUGUGAUAGAACUGAUACAAUUUUUGUUUAAGUUGACUGAAUAAUAAAAGAAAGUAAAUUCAUUUCAUUUAACUCUAAAACUUUUGCUUUAGAGUAUUUUUAUCAGUAUUAAAACUUGAGAAAAUAGUCUUCCAAGAGUAAGUAAGUCAAAUUUAACAAGUAGUCUUAAUGUCUGUAUAUUAUGCAGUCAAAUAUUUUAUACCCUUUAAUUUAUCGAUGAGUGAACUAUUGUAGAAGACGAAAAAACUGAAAACAUCACUGUUUAAAGGCUUUUGAAGCCCUACAGGUUAUAACGUCUUGAGAAACUAGAAUUAUUAUACCUUGUUUUUAAAUCAGGAGGAGUAAACUCAAAAGACAUAUUCACACCCAAUAAUGUCACUAGAAAAAUUACCAAAUAUGUACAUCUUCUUUUUUGGUUGAUAAUGUCGGCCUUCGGCGGUAAUCCAUAAAUAAUCCAUUACACUAAUGCGUCACUAAUGAAUUCUAAAAAUAACUGUUUUUUAUAUAAAUGCAGACUAAAAAUCUAAAAAUUACACAAAAAAUCUCCGAUAUAACUUAAUGGACCGUGAUAGUCGUGACGUCAAAUCAAUGUUGGCUACUCUAGAAAGGUUUCCAAACUAAACAAAAAUCUGUCAAAAAUUCACACAUGGUGUUUGCCAAUUUUUAUUUUCGUUUUUGUAAGUGGAAUAUAUUGCUUGUAGGAUAUUUAAUUUUUACAAAAUGGUAAUGUGUUGGGUACCCGAUUGUAAUGCAUGCUCAUAGUAUAUUUCCCACCAUAUUUCCAAAUAGGACUGGUUGAGAUCCUGAAGAAACGCAGUAAGUACCUACUAUGUAGUGUGUAAAUCCUUGAUUUUGUGUAGGGACAUUUAUAAAAUUAAAAGCAAUAUGAUUGAUACGACUAACAAGAAUUGUGUCUUUAUAAAAAAUGUGCAGAUGAUUUUUAAAACAAAAUAAAAUUAAAAAUGAUUACACAAACCACGUGUAUAAUCAAUUGACAGACGUCAAACGUUUGCUUUGUUUGGAAACAUUUUUAACGUUUUGACGUCACACUAUCACGGUCCAUUAACCUAUGAAAUGUCAGUGUCAAAAUGUUAUAACAGGGGACUAAACUUGCCUGAGGUUAGACUAAUUACAAACAAGCAUUACGGCGCGGUAAAUUUGAAUUACUCCUCGUGGUUUAAACACAGGGUAGGUAUAGUUCAUGCUUAAAAUCUGAAAUCAAGCUUUUCACAUUCUACAUACAUUACCUAUACCUUUACGACGAUGACACUGUAUAAACUGUCAAUGGAUUAUUUGAGUACCUAGAUUUAUAUUUCACCUUGCCUUCUUCUAUCCAGCAGCACAAAACUAGCUUAAUAGGCUUGGUACAGCUUCCAUGGCAGUUGAUCAAUACUCCACACUGAGUCCUUUAUAAUACAGUAUUGCCCAAAAUAAACAGUACUGAAACUGAAACACAGAUGUAUUUUUGUGCGCGCUGUCAUAUUCAAAUUAACUAGUAUAGACCUGUCGAGUAAUCUUUAAAUAAUUACUUAUUAAGGCCUAAUUGUUAAAAAUGGUGUUAAAUACAGAGGAGAAAGUGUUUCUCGUGGAGCAUUAUUGUCGCUCAUACGGAAUCGGCCGACGUAAUAGUGCAAGUCUGCAAUACGUGUGUGAUCAAUUCACACAACGCAACGGUUUAAUAAACGUUCUAAUGCUGUAAUUUUCAACAACCUUCAAAAUUACAGCAUUACUUGGACAACGUUUAUUAAACUGUUGUGUGAGUUGAUCACACACGUAUAGCAGACUUGCACUAUAACGUCGGCCGAUUCCGUAUGAGCGAAAAUAAUGCUCAACGAGAAACACUUUCUCCUCUGUAUUUAACACCAUUUUUAACAAUUAGGCCUUAAUAAGUAAUUAUUUAAAGAUUACUCGACAGGUCUACACUAGUUAAUUUGAAUAUGACAGCGCGCACAAAGGUACAUCUGUGUUUCAGUUUCAGUACUCUUUAUUUUGGGCAAUACUGUAUUUAUUAAGAUGGACUAAUGUUACCUUCAUAUCUCUACUUUUUCUCUCUGGAAAAGUACACCAGCAGAAGUUUUGAUUUAGGGAAUUCUUCUAUCUUCUAUUCAGAAACUUCUUCUUAGGGUACCUUAUCCUUAAGGACGUUGGCCAUUACAUUUGCCCAUUCAAUUUUAUUUGCGCCCUGAAUAGUUCUAUGGAGGUCAUAUUCGUCCACUGUCGCAGGUUUUUAGGUUAAGAGUUGCGUCUUCUUCCUAGUUCCCUUUUGCUAUUUAUUUUGCCUUCGAUUAUAUGUUGGAGCAGUUCAUACUUUUGAUUUCUUACAAUGUGACCAAAAUAUUGUGAUUUCCGUUCUUUUAUUAUAAGCAUAAGCUCUCUUUCUGUCAUUGUCCAGGCUUCAACAUCAUAGAGCAAGGUAAAGAAAACAUAGCACUUAAGUAUUCUAGUUCUCAAUGAGAUAUCCAGCUGGCGGUUGCAUAGAACGUUUUGCAUUUUGUAAAACACUAUACGUGCUUGUCCAGAUGUGCUCUUAUUUCUAGUGAGUGGUCCCAAGCUUCAUCAAGGUUACUUCCAAGGUACGUUAUUCUUGUUACUUUUUCCAGAUCUGUUCCGUCGACAUUGACCUUCACUAUUAUGUUUUGGUGCUUGCUGAUGACCAUCGUUUGUUUUGGUGCUUUCUGAUGACACAGAAACUACUACUCUUUCUUAUCAGACAUCAACCUAAAGUAUCCGUAUAUGAGGUGAUAACAUAUAUAAUUAUGGAGGAGUACAAUGGACUUGCUUCAAGUCCAGAUUUAUUGUAAAAAAUCAAUUUCUUAGUUCUAGGUAUCUGCAAUGUUGAAAGCUAAUUUCAGAAAAGUUCGCACUAUAUGGCAUGUAUCUUUGAUCACUUUUUAGUACUUAUUACAACCGCUAACACAUUAAUUUCAAUCUAUCAUGAAUUUAACUUAAUCACAUCACAUAUCUAAUGCAUUUUUUAUUUUUUAAGGAAACAGUAUUAAAUGAAAUAUUAUCAAAAAAAUUCUUUAUUAUAUUUGAGUAUUCGAAUCCAAUAAAAUUAAUUCAGUCAACUUAAAACUUGAUGUAUUUGUUUAAAACUGUUAUGAGUAUUAUUUUGUUUUUUAUUGAAUUAAUAAUUUAUGUACAUAGAUAUUUAUAAAUAUAUAUUUUUCAAACAGUGCCAAUACCGUAAUGUACA